AUGCCUGGUACUCUGACUGUAGUGCUGAUCACAGACCUUAGGGCAGAGUGUUCUGUGGAAGUGAAAUAUAACAGAUCUAAGAAAUCAAGCCCUGAUUGUAAAGAAUCUUCUGGUCGUCCAGGUGAAUUUCAAAACACUGUAUAUCUGUAUUAUCCAAGAAAGUCCUCAAACUCCUCAACUAAAAAUAUGAAGAAGCAAGGUUCAGAUGGCAGUCCUGCUCCAGUUUUGCCAGCGCUACCAGAAGCCCUCAAAAAUCUGAAAAUUAAAUACACCAAGAUAUUUAUAAACAAUGAGUGGCAUGAUUCAGUUAGUGGUAAAAAAUUUGAAGUCUUUAACCCUGCUAAUGAAGAGAAAAUCUGUGAGGUUGAAGAAGGAGACAAGGCAGAUGUAGACAAGGCUGUUAAAGCAGCUAGAAAAGCUUUUGAGCUUGGGUCACCCUGGCGUACAAUGGAUGCUUCAGAGCGAGGAAGGCUCUUGAAUAAACUAGCUGACUUAGUUGAAAGAGAUCGGCUGAUUUUAGCUACAAUGGAAGCCAUUGAUGGUGGGAAACUCUUUUCCACUGCCUACCUAAUGGAUUUAGGGGCCUGUAUCAAAACAUUACGCUACUGUGCAGGCUGGGCUGAUAAAAUCCAUGGCCGUACUGUUCCAAUGGAUGGAAACUUUUUUACGUUUACAAGACACGAGCCUAUUGGGGUGUGUGGCCAAAUUAUUCCUUGGAACUUCCCACUGGUUAUGUUCAUCUGGAAGAUCGCUCCUGCCCUUUGCUGUGGAAAUACGGUGGUUGUCAAACCAGCAGAACAAACUCCACUGACUGCCCUUUACAUGGGAUCCUUAAUUAAAGAGGCAGGUUUUCCACCUGGAGUUGUGAACAUUGUGCCAGGCUUUGGACCCACUGCUGGAGCAGCAAUUUCUCACCACAUGGAUGUGGAUAAAGUAGCUUUCACAGGCUCUACAGAGGUUGGCAAACUGAUUAAAGAAGCAGCAGGGAAGAGCAAUCUGAAGAGAGUUACAUUGGAACUUGGAGGAAAAAGUCCUAACAUUAUAUUUGCAGAUGCAGACUUGGAUGCCGCUGUGGAAUUUGCACAUAUUGGCCUGUUCUACCACCAGGGACAGUGUUGUAUAGCAGGAUCUAGGAUUUUUGUGGAAGAGCCUAUUUAUGAUGAGUUUGUUCGCCGGAGCAUUGAACGAGCAAAGAAGUAUACUCUUGGGAAUCCUCUGUUGCCUGAGGUACAGCAAGGCCCUCAGAUUGAUAAGGAGCAGUUUCAAAAAAUCCUGGAGCUAAUUGAGAGUGGGAAAAAAGAAGGAGCCAAACUGGAAUGUGGAGGAGGUCCAUGGGGAGACAAAGGUUACUUCAUCCAGCCCACAGUUUUUUCUAAUGUUACAGAUGAUAUGCGCAUUGCAAAAGAAGAGAUAUUUGGACCUGUUCAACAAAUCAUGAAGUUUAAAACUGUAGAUGAAGUUAUCAAGAGGGCAAAUAAUACUACCUAUGGCUUAGCAGCAGCAGUUUUUACCAAAGAUAUUGAUAAAGCACUGACGUUUGCAGCUGCUCUUCAGGCUGGAACAGUGUGGGUUAAUUGUUAUAGUGCAAUGUCUGCUCAGUGUCCUUUUGGAGGUUUUAAGAUGUCAGGAAAUGGACGAGAAAUGGGAGAAUAUGGCCUUCAUGAAUACACAGAAGUUAAGACUGUCACAAUCAAAAUCCCACAGAAGAACUCAUAA
Egretta garzetta (little egret) is the source of this 1716-nucleotide messenger RNA. It is a transcript of the gene ALDH1A1, whose product is annotated as aldehyde dehydrogenase 1 family member A1. The coding region runs from base 1 to 1716 and encodes 571 amino acids. Gene Ontology annotation, molecular function: benzaldehyde dehydrogenase (NAD+) activity. The record is from RefSeq and is a predicted model, not a curated record. The transcript has 17 exons. NCBI's taxonomy places the organism in Eukaryota, Metazoa, Chordata, Aves, Pelecaniformes, Ardeidae.